GCGCCUGCGCGGAGCGGGCCGGGUACCGGGAGCAUGGAGCCCGACGGGACGUACGAGCCGGGCUUCGUGGGCAUCCGCUUCUGCCAGGAGUGCAACAACAUGCUGUACCCUAAGGAGGACAAGGAGAACCGCAUCCUGCUCUACGCGUGCCGGAACUGUGACUACCAGCAAGAGGCCGACAACAGCUGCAUCUACGUCAACAAGAUCACCCACGAAGUGGAUGAGCUGACUCAAAUCAUCGCGGAUGUCUCCCAGGAUCCCACGCUGCCACGGACCGAGGACCAUCCUUGCCAGAAGUGCGGCCACAAGGAGGCGGUGUUCUUCCAGUCCCACAGCGCCAGAGCCGAGGAUGCCAUGCGGCUCUACUACGUCUGCACCGCUCCCCACUGCGGCCACCGCUGGACCGAGUGACCGGGGACCGGCCCCUUCACAGGCUUCUCCCCGGCCCCAUGUUUGUCGUUAGUUUUGCUACUAAAUGUUUUUUUCUGAAUUGGCCUCUC
Tachyglossus aculeatus (Australian echidna) is the source of this 500-nucleotide messenger RNA. RefSeq names its product RNA polymerase II subunit I (gene POLR2I). NCBI's taxonomy places the organism in Eukaryota, Metazoa, Chordata, Mammalia, Monotremata, Tachyglossidae. Gene Ontology annotation, biological process: transcription-coupled nucleotide-excision repair; DNA-templated transcription; transcription initiation at RNA polymerase II promoter. Gene Ontology annotation, molecular function: zinc ion binding; nucleic acid binding; DNA-directed RNA polymerase activity. The record is from RefSeq and is a predicted model, not a curated record. Gene Ontology annotation, cellular component: RNA polymerase II, core complex. The coding region runs from base 34 to 411 and encodes 125 amino acids. The transcript is spliced from 6 exons.